GGCCGCGGGCACGCCCUGUGCGCGGCCCUCCGCAUGGCCUUCGUGGCCCUCUACGUGCUGCUGCUCAGCGGAGAGACCUUCGACGCCUUCGUGUGCGACCAGGUGUCUGCCUGCAUUCCUGUACUUAGACUGGCCAGAACCCGUAAGAAGGUUUUGUUUUACUGUCACUUUCCCGAUCAGCUGCUGACCAAGAGAGAAUCUUUCCUGAAGCGCCUCUACAGAUUGCCGCUCGACUGGCUGGAAGAGUACACGACUGGCAUGGCAGAUUGCAUCGUUGUGAACAGCAAGUUCACUGCCAGCGUGUUCAAAGACACCUUUAAGUCCCUAUCUCACAUAAACCCAGAUGUCCUAUACCCAUCGCUCAACAUCAGCAGCUUUGAAGAAAUUGUUCCUGCAGACAUAGCCGACCUGAUACCGAAAAAGAAAAAGUUCUCGUUUCUUUCCAUUAAUAGGUAUGAGAGAAAAAAGAAUCUAGCAUUGGCUCUGGAAGCUUUGCAUGAACUUCGGGGGAGACUUGGUUCUCAUGAGUGGGAUGAAGUUCACCUGGUGAUGGCAGGUGGUUAUGAUAAGCGAGUUCUGGAAAACGUGGAGCACUAUGAAGAGUUGAGGAGACUCGCAGACAAGCUUGGUGUUAAUGACCAUGUGACUUUUCUGAGAUCAUUCUCAGAUGAACAGAAGAUCUCUCUUUUUAGUAACUCUGUAUGUGUGCUUUAUACACCAAGCAAUGAACAUUUCGGCAUUGUCCCUUUGGAGGCAAUGUAUAUGAGAUGUCCAGUUAUAGCAGUUAAUUCAGGUGGUCCUUUAGAAUCAAUCGCACAUAAUGUUACAGGAUUUUUGUGUGAUCCUCUGCCAACCCAAUUUGCUGAUGCCAUGGAAAAAAUUGUGAGAGAUCCUCUCUUAAAAGACACAAUGGGAGCAGCUGGGAGAGUGAGAGUUACGGAAAAAUUUUCUUCAGAAGCUUUCUCAGAACAGCUGUACCAAUACAUACGCAGAUUAACAGAAUAAAAUUAUAUUCCUGUGUUAUAUUUUA
This is a messenger RNA of Cyanistes caeruleus (blue tit), 1030 nucleotides long. RefSeq names its product ALG2 alpha-1,3/1,6-mannosyltransferase (gene ALG2). NCBI's taxonomy places the organism in Eukaryota, Metazoa, Chordata, Aves, Passeriformes, Paridae. Gene Ontology annotation, biological process: dolichol-linked oligosaccharide biosynthetic process. Gene Ontology annotation, molecular function: GDP-Man:Man(1)GlcNAc(2)-PP-Dol alpha-1,3-mannosyltransferase activity. The record is from RefSeq and is a predicted model, not a curated record. Gene Ontology annotation, cellular component: endomembrane system.